CUCAGUCAUCUCAAAUAUGAGGCUCAACCUUCUGUCAGUGUGCAGGCUCAUCUUGCUUGCUGCCUGCUGUGUGCUGAACACAGACAGCACGUUCGUUCCGGGAAGAUGUUUGUGUCCUGAGACACAAGCUGGCGUGCGAGGCAAACUGCAGGAGCUCGCCGUGUACCCCAAGAACCCCAACUGCGACAAAGUCACUGUUAUAGUGACGCUGAAGAGCACCAAUGAGCCUGUCUGUCUGAGUCCAGAUGCUCCAAUGGGAAAGCAGCUGAUUCGAUGCUGGAACAGAGCAAAAACUCAGGGUCGCAACGUGAAGCUGUGUCUGAGGAGGAGGAGGAGGAGGAGGAGGAGAGGUCAGCGCCAGCGUUCUCGACACCGCGGGAGAGCCUCAAAUAAACCCCAGUAGCAUGCAAAGUUUCUGUGCAAGAGCAGAGAGUGUGUACAUUGGACUUUAGGAUACAAACAGAUAUCAGGGCCGUUUAAAACCAGCAGGGCACGGUGUGAUUUUAUUUUUAAUUUUCCGCAAAGUGUCACACAGCUGUGAUCCGGCUGUCUGUGUUUGAAAUGAGAUUGGUCUUCUUAUGCAUGUUAGCAGUAAGAAACUUUUUUUUAUCUGUCAUGUUCACUAAAAAGCCCUGGAGGCUACAUGUUAACUCCAACAGCUUUAACCAGUCAAUAUUUGUUAUGUGCAAGUGCAAGUGUGUUAUUUAUUUUUUAUAUCACAUAUAGAUACUGUUUUGAAAAUAAACAAAUUCAACAGAA
Messenger RNA from Phycodurus eques (leafy seadragon), 759 nucleotides. RefSeq names its product C-X-C motif chemokine 11-like. The transcript is spliced from 4 exons. Bases 17 to 403 code for a protein of 128 amino acids. Gene Ontology annotation, biological process: antimicrobial humoral immune response mediated by antimicrobial peptide; inflammatory response; neutrophil chemotaxis. Gene Ontology annotation, cellular component: extracellular region. Lineage: Eukaryota; Metazoa; Chordata; Actinopteri; Syngnathiformes; Syngnathidae. Gene Ontology annotation, molecular function: CXCR chemokine receptor binding; chemokine activity. The record is from RefSeq and is a predicted model, not a curated record.